This is a messenger RNA of Trematosphaeria pertusa, 792 nucleotides long. RefSeq lists its product as uncharacterized. The transcript has a single exon. The coding region runs from base 1 to 792 and encodes 263 amino acids. The record is from RefSeq and is a predicted model, not a curated record. NCBI's taxonomy places the organism in Eukaryota, Fungi, Ascomycota, Dothideomycetes, Pleosporales, Trematosphaeriaceae.
AUGAGCACGACAACACUCACCGAGAAGGCGCUAGAAAGCCCAUCCAUCGACAUCAAGCAGCUUUCCGAGAAAGAAAAGCAAGAGCUCAUCGCCGCGGACGCUGCAUCCAUCACCAGCGGCACCACACUCGGCGCAGCAUCGCAUCUCCCCUUCCAGCCCGCGAAAUCGCUGCACAUCAAUACAAAAGGCAUCCCCGUCCUGCGCCUGCCGCUCCCGCCCUCCGAGCUCACAAUCACGAUCCACAACCCCGACGGCACCGUCGCAUACCAGUCCACGCGCGAGCGCCGCAGCUCGGGCAACUGCGUCUUGACGGAUCCCGAUGGGCGCGAGCUGAUCGGCACUACAUACUUCUUCGGGCCGAAGAAAGACCCCGUUCUGACGCGGUUGGAUGUCGGAGGCGACGGAGACAGCAACACUAUCAAGACGGUGUCGAAGUGGACGUCGCGGAGCCAGAAGUUCCUGCUGCCCGACGGCCGCACGUUCGACUGGGAGUACAAGAAGGAGAAGGGGUUUGGCGGAGAGGGGAAAAAGGGCACCGCGCUGGUGCUGACUAUGGAUGGGAAGAGGAUCGCGGCGUUGAUUAGGAAUGAGGAGACGCGGACGCCGGGGAGCAAGGGCUGCAGCGCGGGGAAUGGCGGCGAGUUGGUGCUUGGGGAUGAGGUGGGCGGGAAGGAGGGCGUGAGUGAGGAGGUCGUCGUUGCGACGUGCCUGCUUAUGCUGAAGAAGGAGAUUGAUCGAAGGAGGGCGGUGCAGUUCAUGAUGCUUGCCGCCGCUGCCUCCGGUGGCUCGUAG